UUUUGAUGACAUCAUCACUGGGACUUUCCGGAUGCUUUGGGAUUGUCGUGUAAAAAGUUGUUUUAAAAUAGGAUUACUCUAGGUAAUAUAUCACGGCAGGGAAGAGGAAUAUAGAUCACAGGAAACCAGGAACGAGGGUAAAGAUCGACAUGACACCGAAUGGUUAAAAUAUUAAAACUCUCCGUUGUCAAUAGGGACAGAUAUUCAUGAACAGAAUGUCAACAACGCGGCCCCUCCUUGAUAUGAAGCGAGUCACCGAGGUAACCUGUUCGGAACCGCCCGAAAACAGGCUAUCACCCGUAGCGAGCAAACAACAGCAAGAGGUCCUGACAGUGGACGAAUUUGCGGUCCUUGAAAACAAGCAAGAAGAACUGAAUUGCGCUAAACGCAAAGUAGAACAGGUUUUCCAGGUAGCUUUCACAAUUAUCGGCCUUUUGGACCAUACUGGAGCCCACUGUAGUACAGCAUCAAGGCAGAUAUGGCUUAAACUCAAGGGAAAGAGAGACGACGUGUCGAAGGCAAAGGAGUACCUGAAAGGUCUCUGUGACCCAGAGCUGCAGCAGGUGGAGCGCUACCCUGUGGACAUCCACUGCAUCUUUGCCGGUGCCCGGGGUUUGUUCCUGGAUCGGCUGCUGCGGGACACCAGCGCUGAGGUUGUGGUGCUGGAGCCGGGGCGAUUGCGCCUGCUGGGCUGCGUUGAGUCUGUCGUCAUGGCACAGAGCCGUGUGCAGCAGUUUGUUGCUCUCUUCCAAGAGAAGCGGAACCUGCCCGGAGACAGGGAGCAGACCGUCAAACGCACCUUCAAGAUGUUUGUGGAGGAGCGAGACGAUAAGUACGCCAUGGAGCUGCUCUUGCUACCCAGUGCCCUGAAGGAGGAGCUGCUAGGUCUUGCCCAGAGCCCCACUCAGCCUGGUGGGGUUAUAGACGUGGACCAGGAUCGCUCCCAAAGCAGCACCCCUGUCACUGACCUCUCCAACCGCAUCGUGGACACCAGCUUUGAGGAGAAGGCGGCUGGGGCUCCAGCCGGGGCCGAAGCGGGGUUGCUGAAUGGCAUCCGACCCUCCCACAAGCGGCGGUCGUCAGAGAGCGAGCUGAGGGACACCAAGAGGCAGUUCUCCCUAGAGAGGAGGGGUGAGUCGAUUGAGAAAGAGUGCCACACUGUAACCAGUGACAGCCGAGCUAAGACUCCCUCCAAGGCCAACAUGGGACUUAUGGUGCUGGACUCCAGUGCGGAUGACCGGGAAGCUGUGGCCCCUGAGACCAACCUGCGGUGCCUGGUGAACUUCUUCAGGACCAUGGGCUACCAGCAGGAGGUGGUGGAGAGGGUGGUGAGGGAGACGGGCCAGACAGAGGACACCUUCCUGCUGCUGGAGCGCAUUGUGGAGGAGAGCCAGAGAACAGAGGGGCAGCGAGGUGGGGCGUCCUCAACCCACGACCCUGAGUCUUCAUCUUCCUCCUCCACUACUUUCUCCAGGGAUAAGGACAGAGGGACAGAUAGAAUACCAAACAGAGCCCUGGAUGUAAAGUCCAAGGAGAACAUUAAGCCACUCAGCAGCAAUGCUGUGGGACAGAGGGGACAGUGUAGCAGCAUGCUGCAGACAGUGAUACUAAAGAGGAGCAGCACUGGUCAGGGGGCUGCUUACAAUAUCAUCACCAUUGAUGAUGACGAGGACAGUUCCGACACUAUGACUGGCGUUAAUGCCAGGACGGCAGAGCAGCUGGAUCCUCCAACGGGGUCCAGGAUGGACUACUUUUCCCGGGGAGGGGCUCAGACCAUGGGGCCGGUACAUGUGGAGAGUGUGACGGCACUGCGGAGCACACCACAGUGUCCGACCCAGCCAGCAGGUACAAGGCCAGGCUGCUCCUACCAGACCCUGUCAGCCAGGGUCCCUCCACCCCGCACAGAGCCUCCUCCACCACCCCUGACUGCCACGACCCGCUUCCAUGAGUCCCUAAGAACCCCCUACUCCCUGACCCUACAGAACAAGCCUGGACACCCUGACCUCCGCCACAUCAUCAUCGACGGCAGCAACGUGGCCAUGGCGCACGGUCUCCACCGUUUCUUCUCCUGCCGGGGGAUAGCCAUUGCUGUUGAGGCCUUUUGGAGUCGGGGCCACCGGGAGAUCACAGUCUUUGUGCCUCAGUGGAGGCAGAAGAGAGACCGCUAUACCACAGAACAACAUUACCUGAAUCAACUGGAAGACCUGCGUCUGCUCUCCUUCACUCCUUCCAGAGAGGUCUGUGGAAAGUGGAUUUCCUCACAUGAUGACAGGUUUCUGCUCCAUCUAGCAGAGAAGACAGGAGGGGUUAUCGUCACCAACGACAACCUGCGGGACUUUGUAAAUACAUCACAGGCAUGGUUGAAGAUCAUCCAAGAGAGGCUUUUGCAGUUUACCUUUGUGGAGGACCACUUUAUGAUCCCAGAUGACCCCCUGGGGAAACAUGGCCCCCACCUGGAUGUUUUCUUACGGAAGGACAACAGACCGAGCCCAGUUGCACCUCUUCUGAGGCCGGACCCCCAAGCCACCCCGCAGCAUGUCCACGCUAUGCAGUCUGCUCCCUGCCCCUCAGCACCCUCCCAAUGGCCGCACUCUGGGGCCCCUGGGUGGCACCGCCCUUGCCCUACACCCUCCCCCCCUCCACAGCGGUCACCCUCGGAAACCAUAGAGCUCAAAAGUAAGCUGUACGAUAUCUUCCCCGGCCAGAAUCAGCGCAUUGACCGUAUCCUGUGUGACAACCCCUACAUGAGGGACCUGAACGCACUGUCAGGCCUUCUGCUGGGAUGAAACCAAGCUCACAUACAGUACUCAGCCACUCACACACAGAUACACUUAAAAGUCUGUCUGUCGAAUGAUGGCGCCAAGAGUAGGCCUAUGUACGGAAAACUGAGAUGUUUUUUUAUUAAAGACGAUGAUCAACUGCACUGCUAUUGGGGAUGGCUAUUUGUUUGGAAGGCAUCAGUCUCCAUUUUCUCCACAUUUUGUUUAAGUUCAACAGUGUCCAUGGAACAUAUCCACUAGCACAAAUGCACUUCUAUGACAUUUCUAAAUAGUUUGCUUUCUAGUGAAACCAUGGAAUGUGGGGAGAAACUGUCCAGCUGGCAUAUGAUGUGCACAUAUUUGUUCUGAGUACUUAGGUCUUUAAAGUGUGAAACCAAAAUUGUGUUGAAAUUGCUGUUAUAACUGCUGAAGGAAAAGUUAUUUUGUUCAUGAUGUAAUAUAUUUACAGUUUAUAUUAUUUGAUUGAGCAAAUAUGAAAAUUGUGACAUGUGUAGAUAUUGUUUUAUGUGAACAUCUACGAAAAAUACAGCAGCCCAUAAAGAUGAUUUUUUUUUAAAACUUAAAUCUGCCUAAUUGCUCCAGUGAAUCACAAAACAGUGCUUUAGUACCAGGUUGGCAGGGUCUGGAGGACCCAGUGCCCUGUACUAGCACACUCCUGUGCUGAGGUUAAUUAUAUCUUCUAUUAAUAUUUUAUCUAAAAUAUGAGUAAAUUAUAUUUCUUACCUACUACACGUCAAGUCUGGCUGCCUCUCAUCUUCCAGUACUGAAUGUCCACUACACUCACUGAGGACAUAACCAUUGUAUCUUCGGGAGAGUCCCAGACUGACUCGGAUGCCAGAAGAGACAAUUUACCCAUGUUACUCAAUGAUCUGGCACACCCUGGCCAUUCUCUUUUGCAAGUGACUACCUUGUAAUGGUAACACAUAGCAAACCUGGAGUUCAUGGUUUUUCAAUAGGAUAAGACUCCAGUCACCAGCUAUGGCCACCAGAGGUCACUGUACACUAAGCUGUCAGGGGCUAGUUGCUACUGAAUCACUUCCUCAUUACCACAAACAGAAGAGUGUCUUUUAUGAAUAAAUUAAUUUGCUUCAGUUGUAUAUAACUUCGGUUUUGUAUAACAGUAGUGAUGGGGGGGGAAAUCGAUACAGUUACAGAUUGGGAUAUUAUAUUUCACGAUAUAUCGUAUCGGUUUGACAAUAUCGCAAUAUUAUUGCGAUUAUUCUUUGCACUAGUUGGCUAUAACUGCACCAAAACUCAAGUGUUUUUCCUUAAUAGCUUAUUUUCCAUCUUUUUAAAUAGGGAGACAAUUUGUUUUCAGCACUUUUAUAUUACUGAUCAAAACUUGUUUUCUCAUGCUCUCUCAUCUCUCUGCAGCAGCCAUAUAGUGAGCAAUGUUUGAACCAUGGAAUCACAAUAAAAUCACAGUAUUGAAUUGCAAUACACAUAGAGUUGCAAGACAUAUUGUAUCAGCAUCAUAUCGUGAGGAUUAUUUUUGGAUAUUUUUGUCAGUGUAUUCUACCAGUGAGGUAAAACUUUGGUCUAUGUCUCCAAGUCCCCAUUUGUUUACUCUCAACAAAAUGCAAUGGAUGUCAGUCACUGAUGUUUGGUUUAAAAAGAAAAAAAUGUUAAAACAUUUUCAGAUUUCUAUGAGAAGGGAAAUGCUGUGGUAUCACCAGGGUACAGACAUUUUGUGGGUAUCUCACAGUUAAAUACAGGGUAUGUAUAUGAUCUCCACAGGCUGGUAAAGUUAAGGCUAUGUUUUUGUCAUAAACAAUAAUUAAUUUUCUUA
Molecule: messenger RNA, 4569 nt
Organism: Oncorhynchus gorbuscha (pink salmon)
Lineage: Eukaryota; Metazoa; Chordata; Actinopteri; Salmoniformes; Salmonidae
Product: NEDD4-binding protein 1-like
Exons: 9
Coding region: 207-2786 (859 amino acids)
Biological process (GO): negative regulation of protein ubiquitination; negative regulation of proteasomal ubiquitin-dependent protein catabolic process
Cellular component (GO): nucleus; PML body
Source: RefSeq, a predicted model, not a curated record